Molecule: messenger RNA, 957 nt
Organism: Truncatella angustata
Lineage: Eukaryota; Fungi; Ascomycota; Sordariomycetes; Amphisphaeriales; Sporocadaceae
Exons: 3
Coding region: 172-798 (208 amino acids)
Molecular function (GO): DNA binding
Source: RefSeq, a predicted model, not a curated record
CGUUUGCGCCUUCCUCUGUGCCCAACUUCUUCUCAUUUUUUAUUUUCUCCAAUUCUUAUCAACAUUCCCAACAAGACCAACUCCAUCAUUUCUUGUCUGAUCACUCGGCAAGGCUUUGACCCAUUUUUGUAUAAUUUAUACAAAUAUCAUAGAUCACCGAACCUCACCGCAAUGGCUCCUAGCCGCACUCGCGCCCGUCCCGCGGGUCGCGAACAGAGAACAACUGCCGCCAAGGAUGCACCUAUCACCGCAGCCGAGUCCGGUCCAGCCGCUACUGCCGAUGGCGAGAAGAAGAGAGGUCGUGGCAGACCUCCCAAGAACGGUGUCAGCAAGGUAGUCAAGCCACCCCCGUCUGGCCGUGGCCGCGGUCGUCCCCCGAAGGAUCCUGCCGAUAGAGUCACACCCAAGCCCAAGCCUCCCCCGACCGGACGUGGCCGCGGUCGUCCCCCAAAGAACGGCACUGCUGCCACGCCCAAGAAAUCUGUUACAUCAAAGGCAACUUCCGCCACCAAGUCUGCUCCUGGUAGUGCCAAGGGCCGCCCCGGCAGAAAGCCAAAGAGCGAAAGUGUCGAUGUUGCCGAAGACCAGAGCGACGCAGAGGGAGAACAAGAUGAUGCUCUUGUGGAUGAGGCUCCGCUGGAAGAUGAAGAUGGCGAAGACGUUCCCGUAGCAGAUGCUUCAGGUGACGACUUGGAGGAAGACGAUGACGCUCCCGAGGGUGUCGCAUCACCGACAUACCUGUCAAGAUUGUUCGUCGAUGCUUUCAGGAGGAUAAGCAGCGUUAAUAGGAGGGCGUGACUGAUUUGUCCGAUUGUUCACUGUCGUUCCUAUCUGGCCUAUGCUGUGAAAUCAGUACAGCCAAUGUAUACAUAAAAGCUUGGAUCUCCGAUGCGCUGUCUGUUCUCCUAUUGGUGGAGAGGUCUCGACUAUGACUAGAAUGUCAUAGUUAAGUGUGUG